AAGGUCACCCGAAUAUCUGCACGCAAUUGUUGAUUCUUUUAAUAUAGAAAGAACGCUAACCAGUUUUGCUUGUUAUAUGUAAGAGACAGUACUGUUUUCUACAAGAUUAAGUAGUUCGUAUGUAGCAGGGGCCUGGAUUUUAUGCUGCUUUUAUCAAUCAGUUGGACUUUGAGGAAAUGGUCGAAACGAGGACAAAAUACUGCUGGUCUGUGGUGCCAAUAUGGAGAAAAUGUAUGUUCGUCUUUCCCGUUUUCUCUCUCGUCUGCAUGACGUAUUAUUUUUUUUCUAACUAUUUGAUGUCUACGAAUGUUUAUGACCCCAACGGAAGAUUCCGAGGUAUGGUUGCUACUGAUGUCUAUAGAUAUCAACCGUCAGGUACCGCCAGGUUUUCUACAGACCACGUGACUAUUUAAAAAAUUAUCAUGCUAUUCAAUAGCAGGGAAAGUACUGAGACUUUCCGAAACUCGCACAUCAUGAUCUGCACCGGGGACGGGCGUUUGGGUAACAAAAUGUUCGAGUUCGCUUCUCUCCUAGGGAUCGCCAAGCGUCACAAUUAUAAACCGAUGAUAUUACGCGGGAAUUCUUUAUCGCAAGUGUUUGACAUUAACCAGGUGACCAACACACAACCAAAGAACAUAAAGGAUGUUGGUGAGCGAGGAGCUGGGGUGUAUGACAAGUCUUUAGAGAGCUUGAAUCAUGACAUGAACUAUUCGUUGAGAGGGUUCUACCAAAGUUGGAAAUAUUUCGAUUUUAUUAGAGACGAAGUGAGAAAAUCGUUCCAAUUCAGAGUCAGCAACUUUGACAAAGCUCGGGAAACGCGGAUAUCACUGAAUGUUGGUGACAAACUGACUGUGGGAGUGCACGUGCGUAGUGGCGACAUGAACAGUAAAAGAGAACUGUCUCGUGGCUAUAAUGUUGCCACUAAAGAAUACUUUACCAAGGCCUUUCAAUAUUUCAGGGAUAAAUUCAAACAUCUGAUGUUUUUAGUUGUUAGUGACGAUUUAACAUGGUGUAAAAACAACAUGAAAGGUGACGAUGUGAAAUAUGUAUCCACCGGAAGUGCGGGAAGCGAUAUGGCGUUCCUUGCGCAGUGUAACCAUAGCAUCGUUUCCACCGGAAGUUUUGGGUGGUGGGGUGCCUAUCUUGCUGGUGGGGAAGUUGUCUAUUACCGGAAUUUCCCCUCCAACCACAGCUGGUUGUUAAAACAAUACAACAGAACUGAAUACUACCCCCCACGGUGGGUCGGCGUGGAGUGA
Messenger RNA from Ostrea edulis (European flat oyster), 1256 nucleotides. RefSeq names its product galactoside alpha-(1,2)-fucosyltransferase 1-like. Gene Ontology annotation, molecular function: galactoside 2-alpha-L-fucosyltransferase activity. Lineage: Eukaryota; Metazoa; Mollusca; Bivalvia; Ostreida; Ostreidae. Gene Ontology annotation, biological process: carbohydrate metabolic process. The coding region runs from base 423 to 1256 and encodes 277 amino acids. The transcript has a single exon. Gene Ontology annotation, cellular component: membrane. The record is from RefSeq and is a predicted model, not a curated record.